GCAAAAUAUCUCGGGUGCGGACAACUCUCACACUCGGCUGGAUGACAACAAGAGAACAAGAUGCACUCCUCAGUUUUGAUCGGUUUCUUCGUUGCGCUGUUGGCAGCGGGUGUCCUGUCGAACAGUUACAUCACUGACCAGACCCGACUGUAUAAUGACAUAGUAAUGAGAAGAGGUUACAACAGCAAGGUCGUUCCCAAUUUGAAUGCCAGAACACCAGUCAAUGUCACAGUCGGAUUGACCCUCUUCGGAAUUGACGUGGAUGAGGACAAGAACACGCUCUUUCUGAACUGUUGGCUACAUGAGGUUUGGACCGACAUACGCCUCGGAUGGAAACCUUCUAAAUACGGAAACAUUGAUCAGCUUAAUGUCGAGCACUAUAAGGUGUUUCGGCCAGAUACAUCGCUGUACAACAGUUAUGGCCCCCAGUCCAUGCGGCCUGGCACUGAUCAAGAUCAACUAAUAAUCGACAGCAACGGUGUGGUGAUGUUCUUCCGUCAGGUUGGCCUCAAAAGCAGUUGUGAGAUCGACCCAACAAAGGACGAUCAGUCAUGCGAAUUCACCUUUGGUUCGUGGGUGCACAACGCAUUGAAACUGAACUAUAAGUUGAGCACAGGGAAGCUUGAUAUAAGCGAGAUGGUGCCUCAUCCGAAAUGGGAAUUAACCGGUUCUGAAUUGAAGAGGGAGUUGAAGACGUAUGCCUGUUGUCCAGAGCCCUACGUUGACAUCAAGCUCACGCUAAAGCUCAGGAGAAAAGUCAGCAAUCGAAUCAGUAUGGCAGGUUAAGACCAGAAUGUGCUUUCUAAUGUACCACCAAUAUAUAUUUAACAAGAAUAAAGAGUAGAUACAGCCUGAA
Molecule: messenger RNA, 856 nt
Organism: Lineus longissimus
Lineage: Eukaryota; Metazoa; Nemertea; Pilidiophora; Heteronemertea; Lineidae
Product: acetylcholine receptor subunit alpha-type acr-16-like
Exons: 6
Coding region: 61-786 (241 amino acids)
Biological process (GO): regulation of membrane potential; monoatomic ion transmembrane transport; nervous system process
Cellular component (GO): neuron projection; plasma membrane; synapse
Molecular function (GO): transmitter-gated monoatomic ion channel activity involved in regulation of postsynaptic membrane potential; transmembrane signaling receptor activity; excitatory extracellular ligand-gated monoatomic ion channel activity
Source: RefSeq, a predicted model, not a curated record